Molecule: messenger RNA, 2709 nt
Organism: Paralichthys olivaceus (Japanese flounder)
Lineage: Eukaryota; Metazoa; Chordata; Actinopteri; Pleuronectiformes; Paralichthyidae
Source: RefSeq, a predicted model, not a curated record
AUGAAUCAAAUGAAACAGUUGAUCACAAACGUAACAUCACCACGUGCUUUUCUUCCUCCUCACAGCAACAUGAACAUUGGAGGCAUCAUCUUCCCUCUCGAGCAGCAGUCCAGGGACGAGGACUCUGUGAUUUAUCACGGCAAGUACGACACGGAGGGCGUCCCGCACACUAAGAGCGGAGACCGGCAGCCUGUCCAAGUCAGUAUCGAGUUUAACAAGGCAGGGACAUUUGAGACAGUCUGGCAGGCGAAAUACUACAACUACUACAAGAGGGAGCACUGCCAGUUCGGAAACAAGUUCAGCAACAUCGAGUACGAAUGCAAGCCCAACGAGACACGGACCCUAAUGUGGAUCAACAAGGAGACGUUCAACUGAGUCAGCUCAUCCACACCAACACCAACCAGAGGACACCAACCAGAGGACACCAACCAGAGGACACCAACCAGAGGACGUCGGUCAGACAAGGAUUUGGUUUGAACAUCAGCAUCACAGUAAAAGGACAACUCUGGUAUCUGUAUUGUUUUCUGAUAAAAUGGGAGAAAAAAUCUGUAGCAGCUGUUCGAUGUUUUCAAAAUGUUUUUACUUUGAAGCUGCAUUUACUUUGAUUUGUGGCGGCUGAAUGAGAACCGUUUGAAAACCAUCGGUAAUAUUUAAAAAGUCAAAGACAAGUGCACACAGGAAACCAAAGGGACAGAAAAGGAAAGAUCUUCAAAAUGCAAUUUUCUCUGAAGGAGGUGCUCGUGUCCGGUAUUUUGGUCUCAGUGAUCAACCAUCUUUAGUUAAGUCGUAGUUUUAUUAUGUCUGUGCGAGAACCACAAAACGCUCCACAUGGGAAGUGGAGUGUGCUUUCAAAGCAGCGCAACCAACAACCAGACAUUUUGUCAAAUGGGCUUGUCAGCCAUCUUCUAAAUCUUUGAAUUACAUUUCAAGUCUGUGUAUCAGCACAGAAACAGGACGUGUUCAGUUUAGUUUCAUAACUGGAAUCAGGGGAAUCAGUCAUUCAGGUUGCUAACAGCACCAUUAAAACAACUAUCCACGGUCUGUGGCCUCUCUAAUGGUUCCGUUCAUGCUUGAGAUGUUUUAGUGUGAAUGUAGAGCUGCAGAACCUCAUUCAAACAUCAGCUGUGAACGGUUCCUCAGACCAGAAGAGGAGUUCUGUGUCUGGAUCAAACUGAACCUGGUUCUGUUGGUUCACAGUGAAAACACUUUGUUGGAGCAAUCACAGGAAGUAGAGACACAUGAAACCAUAGAAGAAGAGGAAGCAGCUGCAGUCUUCACCUCUACUACUAGAAUCCUUGGAGUCUUUGAGAAAUUGGACAUUUUCAGGGGGAAGUAAACUACGACUUCCUUAGUGCACUUUAGCAAAAUCCAAUCUCUGAUCUUAAAAUCCGGCUGGGUGCAGGUCAUUCUUUUUGAACUGUGGCUCAUGUGGCUCAUCCAGCUGCCCGUUACAAAUUAGAAAAAAUACACCUGCUAGCUAACAAGCUUAUUGUUUAACCAUCCCCAACCAACCCCACUGUGUCAGGACAUUAAAGAUACAGCGUGACAGUCUAACGCUAACUGCUGCCAGAACCACGAUGUCUCCACUUCACAUUUCUAAUUCAGAUGUAGUCUUUAAAUCAGACUUGUAGCUUGUUUGUCUCUGAUUGAGUUAAAUGGAUUUCCCCUGCUUCCAGUGUUUGUGCUAAGCUAGGCUAACCACUCGCCCUAUCGCUGUGUUCGAUGCCAAGACUUGAUCCUCUCGUUAGUCUUAACAUCACUCUCAGAAUAAAUGAGUGUUGUCCUCAGAAUGACCCAGUUUGUCCUUUAGUGAAAAAGAAUUGUGAGAACUACCCCUCUAAAACUAACACUGAGCAUAGCUAGCAUGCUGUUAGCUGAAGGAUGGACGACACCUGUGGGUGGACGAUGUCUUUAACUUUAUUUAUUAACUGUGUCUGUGAAAGUUUAAGAGACAAGUGUGUACAUACUCGUACUCGUUAGUUAUUUUUGUUUAAUGGAAAAAUCCACAGAAGCUGUUUGAGAAAAUCACGUAUUUAUAUAUAAGUGUUAUAUUUAGCUUCAUCCGAAUCCUCGAUGUUAUUGAUAUUAAAAUAAUCACAACCUGAAUAUUAGUGUACAGGUAGUUCUUCAGAAUAAAAGCAUAAAGGUUUGGCUCAAAAGCUAUUGUGUUGAAACAGACCUUCGAAAAUCUGGAGGAACAUCACAACGUGGUGCUAAUGUUAGCAUUCAACUACUUCUUAGCUAGCCUUCAACCAACAUUUUAACACGGUGGAACAUAAUACGAUAGGAAAAGAGUUUUCAUUGCACUGGAAUCAAACCUGCUGCUAAAGCAUCAUGUAGCGUUUCUGAAGUGAAACGAUACAACAGCUCAAGUUCUUAUAAAAACAUGAUGUUCAAACAGUUGACAGCAACACAUCAGUUGGUUCUACUUCAGAUUCAGCAUUGAGUGUCUGAUGCUAACGUUAGCUCUGAAGUGGAUGAAUGCUAAUGUUAACUAGUGGUUGAAUGAGUGCAGCUGAUGCUUCACUUCUUUACAUUUGUGUUGUGUCAUGUACAUCUUGUGUUUGUUGGUUUUAUUUCGACGUGCAUGACUGGAUUCAUUUUGCCAAAUAUGAUCAGUGAGUUUUUGUUUUCGUCGUCUCAGUGCUUGAACUUUGCUGUUCGCUUAAAUUAUUGAAGAGUGUAAAGUGUCUGUGAAUAAACCAGUAA